Rangifer tarandus platyrhynchus (Svalbard reindeer) is the source of this 3300-nucleotide messenger RNA. Lineage: Eukaryota; Metazoa; Chordata; Mammalia; Artiodactyla; Cervidae. The record is from the annotation of a GenBank genome assembly.
AUGCCCUCCAGCUUGGGGUGUCUACUUCUCUGUGGAAGUGUUGCACUAGCCCUGGGAAAUGCACAGAAAUUGCCUAAAGGUAAAAGGCCAAACCUGAAGGUCCACAUCAAUACCACAAGUGACUCCAUCCUCCUGAAGUUCCUGCGUCCAAGUCCUAAUGUAAAACUGGAAGGUUUUCUCCUGGGAUAUGGCAGUAACUUAUCACCAAACCAGUACUUCCCUCUUCCUGCCGAAGGGAAAUACACUGAGGCCAUAGUCGAUGCCGAGCCUAAAUAUCUGAUCGUCGUACGGCCCGCUCCUCCCCCCAGUCAAAAGAAGUCAUGCUCAGGUAAAAAACGAUCUCGCAAACCUCUCCAGCUGGUGGUUGGCACUCUGUCACCAAGCUCAGUCUUCCUGUCCUGGGGCUUCCUCAUUAACCCUCACCAUGACUGGACAUUGCCAAGUCAGUGUCCCAAUGACAGAUACUACACAAUUCGCUAUAGAGAAAAGGAUAAGGAAAAGAAAUGGAUUUUUCAACUCUGUCCAGCCACUGAAACAAUCGUGGAAAAUCUAAAGCCUGACACAGUUUAUGAAUUCGGAGUGAAAGACAAUGUAGAAGGUGGAAUUUGGAGUAAGAUUUUUAAUCACAAGACUAUUGUCGGAAGUAAAAACAAAGUAAAUGGGAAAAUCCAAAGUACCUAUGACCAACUCCACUCUGUGCCAGCAUAUGUCCCAAGAAAGCUAAUCCCAGUAACAAUCAUCAAGCAAGUGAUUCAGAAUGUUACACACAGGGCCUCAACUAAAUCUCCAGAUAAGACUCCCUAUGGAGGAACAAUACUGGUCCACCUUGUUAUCCCAGGCCUUAAUGAAACCACCGUAAAACUUCCCACUUCCAUAAUGUUCGAGAUUUCAGAGGCAAUCAAGACACAGUUAGCUAAGAAUGAAACCUUGGCAUUGCCUGCUGAAUCUAAAACACCAGAGGUAGAAAAAAUUCCAGCACUGCCCAUAACAGUGACUCCUGAAUCAGUUCCAAGAACCACUAAGCCCACUGUGUCUAGUGCAUUAGACAUUUCAGAAACAACACUGGCUUCAAGUGAAAAGCCAGGGAUUGUGCCUACAAGUAAAAUAUCUGAAGAUUCCAAAAUUCUACUGCCUCAAACUGCCACUUAUGAUGUUUUCUCAAGCCCUACAACAUCAGAUGAGCCUGAGAUAUCAGAGCCCCACACAGCAACAAGCGAUCCACUUCUGGACUCUGUCCCACCUAAAACUUCUAGAACUCUUGAACAGCCAAGGGCAACACUGGCUCCGAGUGAAACACCAUUUAUUUCUCAAAAACUGGAAAUCUUUACCAGUCCUGAAUUGCAGCCUACAACACCUGCUCCCCUGCAAACUACAUCUGUCCCUUCUACACCUAAACGACGCCUCAGGCCCAAAACACCAAGAACUAAGCCUGAAAGAACCACAAGUCCUGGAACAAUUACAUCUAAAAUUUCUAAAAGCCCUGAACCUAGACGGACAACAAUGGCUCCCAGUAAAACACAAUUUAUUUCUUUGAAACCUAAAAUCCCUCUCAGUCCAGAAGUGACAGACAGCAAACCUGCUUCCGAGCAGAUACCACGAACUCCUCCUAAACCAAAAACAUCUCCACGUUCAAGAAUCCCACAAACACAAUCAGCUCCUAAGGUAUUCCAGCAUGUUACUCUGAAGCCAAAGACAUCACCAAGUCCAGAAGUGUCCUAUACGCCACCUGUUCCAAGGGAUGUGCUCCUUCCCCAUAAACCAGUCCCUGAAGUCUCUCAGAGCGAACCUGCUCCUUUAGAGACACGAGGCAGCCCUUUGAUUCCUAUGAUUUCACCAAGUACUAGUCAAGAGGAACUACAAACCAGUCUUGCAGAAACAGACCAGUCUACCCAAGAGCUCUUCACAAUGAAAGUUCCACGAACGACUGAAUUGGCAAAGACAACUCAGGCACCACACAGAGUGUAUACAACAACUAUGAGGCCCAGAACACCGGACAAGCCACACAUCAGACCUGUUCUAAAUAAGACAACUACAAGACCGAGCAGACCCAGACCCAGUGGGACACCCAGAGGGAAUGGAAUAGGAGCAGGGGUCAAGCAAGUCCCACUGCCAUCUGGUGCUGGUAGAAAUGUAACAGUGGAUUCUUCUCACCCCACAAAAAAACCAGCCAUAAUCCCAGGUACUCGUCGCCCACCCCUGCCACCCAGACCCAUGCCCCCACGAAGAAAGCCUUUACCACCCAACAAUGUCACCGGAAAGCCAGGAAGUGCAGGAAUCAUUUCGUCAGGCCGAGUAACUUCCCCACCCUUGAGGGCAACACUCAGACCUACAGAAGCUCCCUUGGAGACAAUGGAGACAGAUAAAAAGCCACCGACAGUUCCUGCCUCAGAAGAAGAUCUUGAUAACAUGACUGACUUUAGCUCAAGUCCAACAAGAGAAACUGAUCCUCUUGGGAAGCCCAGAUUCAAAGGGCCUCACGUGCGGUAUAUCCAAAAGCCUGACAACAGCCCCUGCUCCAUCACCGACUCUGUCAAGAGAUUCCCCAAAGAGGAGGCCACAGAGGGGAAUGCCACCAGCCCACCGCAGAACCCACCCACCAACCUCACUGUGGUCACUGUGGAGGGGUGUCCGUCCUUCGUCAUCCUAGACUGGGAUAAGCCGCUCAACGACACUGUCACAGAAUAUGAAGUUAUAUCCAGAGAAAAUGGAUCAUUCAGUGGGAAGAACAAGUCCAUUCAAACAACAAAUCAAACCUUCUCCACAGUAGAAAAUCUAAAACCAGACACAAGCUAUGAAUUCCAGGUGAAACCCAAAAACCCACUUGGUGAAGGGCCACCCAGCAACACAGUGGCAUUCAGUACUGAAUCAGCUGACCCAAGAGUGAGCGAGCCAGUUUCGGCGGGAAGAGACGCCAUAUGGACUGAGAGGCCCUUCGCCUCGGACUCCUACUCGGAGUGCACGGGCAAACAGUACGUCAAAAGGACCUGGUACAAGAAGUUCGUGGGCGUGCAGCUGUGUAACUCCCUCAGAUACAAGAUUUACCUCAGCGACUCCCUCACAGGAAAAUUUUAUAACAUAGGCGAUCAGAGAGGCCAUGGAGAAGAUCACUGCCAGUUCGUGGACUCAUUUUUAGAUGGACGCACAGGACAGCAACUCUCUUCUGACCAGUUACCCACCAAAGAAGGCUAUUUCAGAGCAGUUCGUCAGGAACCAGUCCAAUUUGGAGAAAUCGGUGGUCACACUCAAAUCAAUUAUGUCCAGUGGUAUGAAUGUGGGACCACAAUUCCCGGAAAAUGGUAG